AUGCAGGGCAAGCUGCUCCAUCCCCCAGAACAGAAGAUCCGUGUCCUGAAGAGCCUGCGCUCUCAAGCGAUAAAAGCGUUCUUGGUCCGCCCUGUUGCCAGCCAUUGCCCAGCCAUGGCCCUCCGAGCUUUCUUGGUGCUCCUGAGCUUCGCGGGUGCUGUUGGGGAGGACGUGGCCGGCGCUUUGGCGUCGGAUGACACGUGCGCUGCCGGGCAAGACUGCAGCCUCGAGCUCCACCAGCUGCGUGGCAUGAAGGUCAACUACCUGGAGGCUUUGGAGGAUGCCUCUGACGAUGAGGAAGAUGAGGAGGAAGCCGUGUACGUAGAAGAGGAGGCCGAGGUGGAGGGCGGCGGAUGCACCAAUCCCAAAGACAUGAAGGUGUGGAAGAAAGGUGGAAAGAAGACCUUCGAUGCGUCCCUGAACCACUGUGGCCGCUCCUGCGCCGCCGGCUUCCCAUGCACCAAGGACCGCCAGCCGUAUUCAGAUGGUGUUCAGUUUCUGCAGCUGCCGGAUUGCAUGCAGAAGAAGGGCUACUCGAGCAACUGCGCGUCCUGCAUGGCCCAGUUGGUGGGCUGCUCGAGGGACCACUGCAUGAAUCAGUGCAUCACCAACGACAAGUCUCCCGCCUGCACGCACUGCGUCAAGUCCAGCUGCCGCCCCAAGAUGAAGCCAGCCAUGGCCCUCCGAGCUUUCUUGGUGCUCCUGAGCUUCGCGGGUGCUGUUGGGGAGGACGUGGCCGGCGCUUUGGCGUCGGAUGACACGUGCGCUGCCGGGCAAGACUGCAGCCUCGAGCUCCACCAGCUGCGUGGCAUGAAGGUCAACUACCUGGAGGCUUUGGAGGAUGCCUCUGACGAUGAGGAAGAUGAGGAGGAAGCCGUGUACGUAGAAGAGGAGGCCGAGGUGGAGGGCGGCGGAUGCACCAAUCCCAAAGACAUGAAGGUGUGGAAGAAAGGUGGAAAGAAGACCUUCGAUGCGUCCCUGAACCACUGUGGCCGCUCCUGCGCCGCCGGCUUCCCAUGCACCAAGGAUUGCAUGCAGAAGAAGGGCUACUCGAGCAACUGCGCGUCCUGCAUGGCCCAGUUGGUGGGCUGCUCGAGGGACCACUGCAUGAAUCAGUGCAUCACCAACGACAAGUCUCCCGCCUGCACGCACUGCGUCAAGUCCAGCUGCCGCCCCAAGAUGAAGGCUUGCAGUGGGCUCAACGCCGGCGGUCACUGA
Molecule: messenger RNA, 1218 nt
Organism: Symbiodinium natans
Lineage: Eukaryota; Dinophyceae; Suessiales; Symbiodiniaceae
Source: the annotation of a GenBank genome assembly